GGGUUUCCUCCUUGAUGCUAAGGACUGGACUCUCUAGCAGAUGUCCAGGCAGACUGAGAAGAAAACCACUUGGCGUGCAGUGAAGAUGAAUUCUCUCUAGGCCCUAAAGGCAAUCUGUAGGAUGCCAGGAAGGCCUUUUCCCUCUGGCCAGCUGGUAGCCACCAGUCUCUCCGGUGAUGCUCAUCAGAACUGUGAAAUCGGCCCAACCGCCUUCUGAAUCUUUUAAUGCUACCCCGGAGGAGGUGACCGGAGGGAUCCGCUUUUGGCAAACAGAGCGUCAAAAGGCUACUUGCAUACCUCUUGAGUGGACUGCCUCUUCCAGAGGGAGUUUAUACCCAAUCAACAGCUGCAAGCUGGGGCACGGGAAGAAGACCUCAGCACACCCUCCGCACCAGCCCAAGAAGUCAGGCCAGCGAUCGAAUGGUGCCACCUUGCAUUCUUUCAUCUCCGUCUCUGUGCAGCCCCGAAGGAAACAGAGUUGGCUCAUCCGCAUAGAACAGUUUCCACCAGCUACGCAGCAUGGAAAGUCUGAGAAGUCCCAUCUGGUGUUUCCAGCAGAGCAAGGUUCUCUCAAGGAAGUAAGAGCUGGGCCACGUUGGCUUCCAGCUCCAGGGGGCAUCCGCCAGGCAAAACCCAUGAAGAGUCCCAGCCCAGGCCUGCCUCCUGAUGACCCUUCACUCGUUCCCCGGUCAUCCAGGACGAAGACCCCCAGCAUCCGCCACCACAGUGCCAACGCGGAGGUCAACCGCAUCCUUCAGGACAGCAUCAAACAUCGGAUCUUGUACCUGUCGGAGCAGUUGAAGGUGGAAAAAUCUAGCCGGGAUGAGAACAUGGUGGGCUACCUCAAGCUGGUUUCCAAAGCGGAUCGGCAUCAAGCUCCUCUCAUCAGGCAGGCCUUUGAGAAAGUGAACCAACGCUCCUCUGCUACCAUCGGCCAGAUAGAACGCAAACUUCAGCAGAACUACCGGCAACUCCAGGAGCUGGAGCUGGCCGUCAGACCCAGGAGCUCGACCUUGAAUGCAGAUGCUUCCUCUCCAGAGACUGAGCAGCCCACUGAGCGGGUUUUAAGGUGCGAGUACCCCGAGCCCGAGGAGACGGGACCCCCGCCAGCCAACGUCACGUGCCCCUCUCUGGAGGAUGACUUUUCUGGUUCCCAGCAGGACCAGACUUCCAAGUCGGGCAGCUUGAACAGACAGGAUGACUUGGCCGUCCAGAAAAUGAAUGACCAGCUGGAUGUUGUAAAAAUGUUCUAUUCUAGCUUGGAAACAGACUUUCAGAAUCUAAAGGAAAAGUACCUGUCUGAAUUGGAACAGAUAGUGGAAUGCCUACAGGAAGAAAAAUGCAGACGCAGAUUAAUGGAAGAACAGGUUAAUGACCAUAUGCAGGUACACCUGGAUGAGAUCUUACGCCUCAAGCAGGACCUGGCAAGCACUGAAGAGAAAAUGGUUUAUCAGUCCUACGAGAAAGCAAAAGAAAUAUGGGAGGUGAUGGAAACCUUUCAGACCCGCAUUUCCAAACUAGAGGCUCUGCAGCAAACAGCGCAGCCGGAGAUGGUGGAGAAAUGUAAAACCCAGGCCCAGGUGUUCCUGGACAAGUUCAUGAACCUACUCGUCACUUUGACCAACAUCCUCCUGGUCUGCAUCACUAGCAUGUCCUGCUGCCCCUUGUCUUUGAUCAGGAGCCCUCCGCGCAUUUUAGCCACCCUCAUGGUGAUUAUCCUGGGAGCAGUCGCCUGGCAGAACUGGCAGGCCAGACCAGACAUGGACUGGCAUGCUUGGCUUUCCUCCAAGUGGAAAGAGUAAUGUAAGGAGUCAUGGGCGCGGUCAGUUUGAAUGUAAAAGGGCCAGGAGGACGAAGCUCAGCAAGGGAUCUUCCCUGGUAGCCCCGUCCUUUUUUCGGUACAGCAGGGCACUUCUGCAGCCCCCCUCCCGAGUUUGCCCCGUCUCUGCUCCUCUCAGUUAUUUCUUUGCCAGCGAGGUUUCCAAAUACCACCGACCCACCCAACAAAUGUCUUGCCCAUCAUUCCUCCCGGCGGUGGCUUGCCUCCUACGUUAAAUGACGAUCCGCCACUCAGGGCGAGAGAGAGACCAAUGCGCUGCCUGUCAGAGUGUUUGUAUAUUAAAGGGGGAGGUGAGGGUCUCUCUUGGCGCUGCUCCCUAGGGCUGUUCCCACCUCCAACAAGUCAGGCUGGCCUGGGCAGGCAGUGUGCCAGCUGAAGAAAGAAGAGUCCUGUCAGGUGGGCCUUGGGGGAGACUCCCCCGUGCUGUCCCCAGAGAGGGAAGAGCCAGCUGACCUGCGACUCCUAGAAGGCCCAGACUUCUCGUUGUGGGGAUCAAUACUGAAUCUAGAAGGCAGCAGCCGUUAAGCUGGUGGGAACAUCCUUCCUCCCUGGCCCCUGUUCUGUGUUUGUGCCUUCCCCUCAGUCUGAGGAAGAAUCUGGAAGCAGCAGCUAGAUUGGGGGGCACAGAAGAGAUAGGGGAGAUAUCGCUAGAAAUGCCGAUCUUUCCUUUCAGAUUCUGCCCUGGGCCCAGGUUCCAACCUGGCUCAGGCCUGAGGGGAAUGGGAGAGGCAGCCCUCUCCUGCAGGGGAGGUUAACUUUGGAAUCUGCCUAUCUCUCAUAGAUUCAUUCACACACUACCCCCUCCCACCCACCCUGAAACUAGAAAAUAGAAAAAAGUCACCUACCCCUGCACAAUCUGUUCCACCAGGCAGUUCUCCAGAUGCUGGAAGAUUAAGGCCACUCUGGCUCCGGAAUUAGCUCUGAUGGGUGGAGUUGAGUGGAAAGGACAGGGCAAGUUGCAUUGGCUAAACCUAAACACCUUAUGGAAAGAGGAAUGAAAACCGUAAGAAGAGAUUCCUCAGGCCCAGGGAAAGAGUGUGGCCUUACUUAUAGGAUGGUUUUGAGUUUGGCCCCUCUGGAAAACAUUCCUUUCAACACACCUCGUACAGAAGUUAGAGAAACGUUUAUUGCUAUUUGGAACCAGCAUCUUAGUGUUCCCCUACUAUGUUUCUCGUGAGCUCCUUGCUACCUAUUUACAAGUCGAGGGCUCCUCAAGCGUCAUUACAGUUCACAAUUACCCAGUAUCAAACGCUACUCUGCCAAAAUGGCUAGUUUUAGUCUAGUCCCUAAGUCUGAACUUCUCAGUGGGACAUCACUUCACUGCAUCAGAGGUAGCCAGCUGUACCGCUUGCCAGAGAACCUUGACCAGAAGCAUGGAGUCUGAGGCCUGGCCUUUCUUCUGGCUUUGGUCCUCGCCUCAGGGUUCAGGUUUUGCUUGCUUGACCUAAGCUAAGAAUGAAUAAAGAACUUAGGGAGAA
Messenger RNA from Ornithorhynchus anatinus (platypus), 3318 nucleotides. RefSeq names its product testis expressed 28 (gene TEX28). NCBI's taxonomy places the organism in Eukaryota, Metazoa, Chordata, Mammalia, Monotremata, Ornithorhynchidae. The transcript has 4 exons. Gene Ontology annotation, cellular component: endomembrane system. The record is from RefSeq and is a predicted model, not a curated record. The coding region runs from base 177 to 1802 and encodes 541 amino acids.